AUGGUAAAACUCGAGCGUACAUCAGGUAUUCUUGUUCAUAUUUGUAGUCUUCCGGGACCUAAUGGUAUUGGAGAUAUUGGUAAUGAAGCAUAUAAAUUUGUUGAUUUUCUACAUGAAUGUAAUCAAAAAACUUGGCAAAUACUUCCAUUAACAGCAAGUGAAAAACCAUCACCUUAUUCUGGUACAUCUGCUUUUGCUGGUAAUCCAAUAUUGAUAAGUUUAGAAAAAUUAGUUGAUGAUGGUUUACUUGUUCAAACGGAUAUUGAAUGUAGUCGACCAAAUUUUGGUGAACAUAUUGAAUUUCGACAAGUAUUUAAAUGGAAAUAUAGUAUUUUAAAUCGAGCAUAUAAUAAUUAUAAAAUAAAUCCUAUAAAAAAAUUUCAAAAUGAAAUUGAUACAUUUAAGAAAAAUGAACAGUAUUGGCUUGAUGAUUAUACACUUUAUAUGGCAAUUAAAGCUGAACAAAAAAAUCAAUCAUGGUCAAAAUGGCCGAAAGAAUUAAAACAACGUGAUAAAAUAGUUUUAGAAGAAAAACGACAAGAACAUGCAGAUAUAAUUAAUGAACAUAUAUUUCUUCAGUAUAUUUUCUUUCGACAAUGGGAACAAUUAAAACAAUAUGCAAAUAAAUAUGAUGUUACAAUUCUUGGUGAUAUGCCAGUUUAUGUUGAUUAUGAUAGUGCAGAUGUUUGGGCUAAUCAAUCAUUAUUUCAACUAGAUAAAAGAACUUCAUUACCAAAAGCAGUCUCAGGGGCUCCACCUGAUGCUUUUAGUGAAACUGGACAAUUAUGGAAUAAUCCAUUGUAUGAUUGGAGAGGUAAUCUACGAAAAACAAAUUUUGACUGGUGGAUUAAACGUUUGAAAAAAUGUUUGGAAACUGUUGAUGUUGUUCGUAUUGAUCAUUUUCGUGGUUUAGAAGCAUAUUGGGCUAUUCCAAUCGGAACCGAUGGAAAACCUUUAUCACCAAUGAAAGGUGAAUGGGUGAAAGCUUGUGGUGAUGAAUUUCUAACAGCAGCAACUAAAGCUCUUGGAGAUAAUUUACCAAUCAUUGCUGAAGAUUUAGGUCAUCUAACACAAGAAGUAUUUGAUCUUCGCGAUAAAUUUGGACUUGUUGGUAUGCGUGUUCUUCAUUUUGCAUUUGCACAUUGGCCUAACAAUAUGUAUUUACCACAUAAUUAUAUUCCAAAUUGUAUCGCUUAUACAGGAACUCAUGAUAAUAAUACAACAAUUGGAUGGUUUCGUCAUAAUAUGAAGGAAAAAGAAAGACAAACUUUAAUUGAUUAUUUACAAAAAGAAGGUGAUCCAGAACGUAAUAUCAAUUGGGAUUUAAUACGAUUAGUUCUUGCUAGUGUAGCUGAUACAGCUGUACUUCUUUUUCAAGAUGUACUUGAUUUGGAAGAAGGUUGUCAAAUGAAUGAUCCAGCAUUUACACCUGAUUAUGAAGAAAAUUGGCGAUGGCGAUUUCAAUGGGAGCAAUUGAAACAAUCUGCAAAAGAUAAACUCAAAUCAUUGACUUAUAUCUAUGGACGACAUUUGCCAGAAGAAGCAUUAGAACGACCAGAUACAGAAGCUGGUGUAGAUGAAAAAACUGAUAGUAUCAAACAACCAAAAGCGUAUUGA
Messenger RNA from Adineta steineri, 1617 nucleotides. The record is from the annotation of a GenBank genome assembly. Lineage: Eukaryota; Metazoa; Rotifera; Eurotatoria; Adinetida; Adinetidae.